This is a messenger RNA of Chinchilla lanigera (long-tailed chinchilla), 1143 nucleotides long. RefSeq names its product family with sequence similarity 92, member B (gene Cibar2). NCBI's taxonomy places the organism in Eukaryota, Metazoa, Chordata, Mammalia, Rodentia, Chinchillidae. The transcript has 9 exons. Gene Ontology annotation, cellular component: ciliary transition zone; ciliary basal body. Gene Ontology annotation, biological process: cilium assembly. The record is from RefSeq and is a predicted model, not a curated record. The coding region runs from base 126 to 977 and encodes 283 amino acids.
UGUUGCCUGGCAACCCUGGGGCAGCGUCCCUUGAGCCCAGAGUACACAGCUGUGCCCAGCCCUGCCCGGCUCCCUGGGGUCUGGUCCUUAUUCCCCACGACCAGGACAGCCGGGCCGAGGCCACAAUGAACGUCGUCCUCUCCAGGGACGGCCAGGUGAGGGCGAUGGAGACCACGGUGGUCAGCGCCGAGAAGCACUUCGGGCAGCUCUGCUCGCUGCUGGCCGCCCACACGCGCAAGACGGCCCGGCUGCGGGACGCGGGGGACCGGCUGGUCAAGCAGCUCAUCGCCCUCGCCAGCUCUGAGACCCCUGAGCUGCGGGCCACCCUGCAGGACGUCGCCGAGGACCUGGCCAAAGUGCAGGACUACCGGCAGGCCCAGGUCGAGAGGCUGGAGGCCAAGGUUGUGGAACCCCUGAAGCUAUACGGCACCCAGAUAAAGCAGACCCGGGCUGAGAUCAAGAAAUUCAAGCGGGUCCAAAGCAAUGAGAUCAAACAACUGGAAAGGCUGGAGAAACUGAGGCAGAAGUCGCCCUCAGAUCGGCAAGUGAUCUCACAGGCAGAAAACAGGGUACAGAGGGCCUCGGUGGACGCCAGCCGCACCACCCGGCAGCUGGAGGACACGGUGGACGCCUUCCAGCGGCGGAAGCUCAAGGACCUCCAGAGGGUCUUCCUGGACUUUGUGACCAUCGAGAUGGUGUUCCACGCCAAGGCGGUGGAAGUAUACUCCAGUGCCUGCCGGACCCUGGGCAGCUAUGACCCGGAGCGGGACCUGCAGGACUUUCAAGCCAAGAUGUGGGGAGUUCCUGGGCAUUUCGAGGCUCGGCCGCUCACAGAUGCCACCCUGGGGCCACCUGCCAGCCAGAGUGCACAGUGCACCCUAGGGGGCCAGAGAGAGGAGGAGGCCGGUGGGGAUGACUCAGCAGAGGAGACGGCGCUGGAGGAGCUCCAGGGACAGGAGCAGGGACGCCGGCACUAGGAGGUGACUCUGGCCACAGGUGGAGGUGCUGGGCCCACCCUGCUCUCGGGGCUGUGUCACGCCUCGGGUGGCACGGAUUCCCAGAGCCUCAGUUUCCCCAUGUGCACUGUGGGAGCAGGGUGCAGUGUGCCGGUCGCUGUGCAAUAAACACCGCGUGACUCUCGAA